AAUAAUAAAACAACUUUUUUGCGUCAACAAAAUAAUUAAUGUUUACAUUUUUUAGCUCUAUUUAUAGUUUUCUGUAGAUUAAUUUGUUAAUUUCUUUACAAAUUGAAGCUAUUAAACAUUUUUGUGAUAACUCAUCACAUUUGCGGCGCACUACGAUCUUAAAUUACUUUCGGUAGAUCUCCUCAAAGUAAUUGGUGCCUCCGGCAUUUCCAUACGCAACCAAUUUGCUGUAAAUUCAAUGGAUAAUUGGGCUGAUCUGGGAUUAAAAACACAUCUUAACCUUUCGAACACUGGAACGUUACGGCAAUAUUAUAGCUCUUUAUUUGAACAAUAACUCAAGUGAAAUAUAUUUUGCAGCAUGAAAAACAGAUCAUAAAUGAAAAAAAAGAUGGAUCCACAAAAUCAAUGGGAAACAAAUGUUGCUGGCAACACUGUAAAUACAAUAAAACAAGAAAUCACCUCUAGCAUAACAUUAGACUUUGAACCUUUAUAUAACUAUGGCAACAUUUCUGAGGAUAGUAUGAAGAAUUAUCACAUUUCUAAUCUAGACUGUAGUAUGAAAAAUGAUCAAGCCAAUAUUAAAGAGGAAUUUAUAACGCCUAACUUUGAAGAUGAUCCGCCAAAUUAUGAAACAGAUCAUGAAAAUACUGAAAAAUCAUCACAAGAUAUAACCGAGGCUGUGUCUAACAAACUAGUGAUGCAUCUUGAAAGCAUUACAGGACAAAGUGAUUUCUCAAAGAAUGCAGACGUGAAAAUGGAACAACUGGAGAACUUGGCUGAAGAGUACCCGAGCAUUGAUGAUGGGUCUACCAUGGACAGUGAUGAGGCCAGGGCUUUGAACAAUGUUGAAGCAUGCUUACAGGAUGACAUUGAUGUUAAACAUGAACGUGAUGAGGUAAACCCAAAAGACGAUUUACAAAGAGUUAUCAAAGAGGAAUCUGACAUAACAGUAACUGAAACCAACCUGAUAUCAAAUAAGGUAAAUAAUACAACCUCCACCAUAACCAGUCCGCACUCAGGCAUCAUACAAGCUGAAACUACUAAAACACUAGUCAUGGAAAUACAUCCCAUGGUACGAGGUGGAAAAAUACCAAUGGCUCGGAAUCCAGAAGAAAUCUUACCCACAAAUUAUUCGACGGAAAAUAAUCUGUACGAAGAAUCCUUCCAACUUAAUUCUAUAACUGGUAAUGUAUUAUCGCUAGAACAAGAAGCUUAUGGGUUACUAAAAGAAGGGCAUUGUGAUUAUGUAGGCCAAGUACACCAGUGUGAAAAAUGCCCCAAAACAUAUUCGAAAUUACGAAGUUUAAAAGAGCACAUGAAAGUCCACGAUACGAUAGAAAGGAGGGCGAUGGGUGUUCUUAAAGGUAUACAAACGAAAAAGGCGAAUAUGGAGAAAAGGUUAUAUGGUGGGCAGAAAAAGGUCAAAAAGAUUGAUGUCCAUGCACUAAAGAAAAGAAACGAAAGGUCGGACAGGGCAGAGAACCGUGGUAAAGUAAAAGGUGACAAAAAAUCCAAUUCGAAAAAGGAAAGAAAAGAGAAAUUGGCCAUAAUCAAAAAAGAAACUGAAGAAAAAAUCCUUAACCUUAAAAAAGAGUUGGAAGAGACAUCUACCGAUGUACAAAUGGAGGGCCACAAAUGUAUUUGUGGGAAAGUGUUUAAGAGGAAAACUAGUUUGCUUGCAUGUUUGAGAUCUCAUGAAGUUUCCACAGAUACUAACGUGUUCCAAUGUAUAUCAUGCACUAAACAGUUCAAAGAUAAAGAAGAAUUAGCAGCGCAUAGACGACGGUUACACAGAAAAAGGUUCCCUUGCAAAUUCUGCCCCACAGACUAUAACACGCGUAAAGAACUAUUCAAGCAUCUCCAAAUACACCAAAAAGUUCAACUAAUGGAGUACAAAGUUAUAUCCGAAUUUGUUAAAGGAAAACACAAAUUAAGAUGUUUUAUGUGUUCCAAAAGUUUUUCGGAGCUAUCAGAUCUUAAAUACCACGUCAUGGACGAUCAUCAAGAACCGUACAUUUGUCCUCAUUGCAAGGGAACUUUCGCUAAAAUUAUUGAUUUCGGAAAUCAUACUAAAGCUUUUCAUCCAGAAGUAGAAGGCCAAUCGGUUUUGGAUGUAUUGGAAGCAUUUUCAAAGUUGAUACAAGCUUGGAAGUGUGAAGAUUGCAAUGAGCAAUUUCAUGAGGCCGACAAAUUUGCCAUGCAUCAAGUUGAAAUACACAGCCCAGAUGUAAAAGACAAGGACCAAUUUCAAUGUGAGGAUUGCCGACGAGUCUUCAUCAGUCAAAAAGGGUUGACAUCUCAUAAAAGGAUACAUGAAGUCCAUUUUGGCGAAAGCUUAGAGGAAAGUGAAUUUCAAGAAAAAGGAGUUAUGUGCGUCGAAUGUAGGAAGAUAUGCAAAGACAUGAGUGCCUUAACUUCACAUAUGCGGUUGCAUUCGCCAGAGAGAAAGUACCCUUGUAAAUUCUGCGAUUUCCGUUUCGCUACUCCCGAAAAGCUAAAAGCACAUUCCGAAAUCCAUACAGGCGAUAUGAAAUUCGUAUGUUUUAUAUGCGAAUACCAGUGCAGUUCAGAAAACAGGUUGGAACACCAUAAGAUGUCAAUAAAACAUGCGAAUAUGAAAGAGUAUCUGUUAACAGGGAAACAUUUGAUAGAGGAAGAAUCUGCUUCUAAAAAGAGAGAGUCGAAACAGGAACAUAGAGAAGUCAAAAAGAGAAAAGAACAUAAAGAGAAGAUAAAGGAGCAUAAAGAGAAGAUAAGGGAAGAACCAAGUUGUUCCAAAGAAGAAGAAGUGGAAGUAAUUUGUGAUGUAUGUGGUGAUAUGUUUGCGAGUGAGAAGAAAAUGUUUGAACACAAGGCAACUCAUCCGUUUAUAGAAUUCCCAAAUGAAGACACACCUACUAGAAUAUUCUUUAAGUGACACCACUCUUGCCAUCAAGUUGUAAAUUAUGUUUAAGUAUUUUGGUAGAAUCAUUUUCGCGACACGCCACUCGCUACGCCACGCGUGUUGAGUUAAUUAUCGUUGGGUUUAAUAUUAUUAUAAUCCAUCCACGGAGAGAAUUUAAUGCAGGGCUCUCUGUUACAUACAAAUGAAAAAGACAAAAAGUCAGUGGGCGUUAACCAUUUUGAGCGACCAACCAAUCACAAACGAGCCUAUGUUUUCCAUACUAACUUGUGGGCAGAGGCUUUUUACUAGAAAUUCCUUAAGUUUGUGCUUCAACAUAGUUAUGCUAAGAGUCUACAAGUUCUGGUAACUUAUUAUAAAUUCUAAGUGCCAUAUUUAUUAUAUUUUUUCCAAAUUUCGUGGAUGAGUGCCGAGUGAAGCAAAUUUUGUUGUUACUACUUUCAUUAAAUAUAAACAGAUUUUCAUUUCUUCUAAUAAAUACAACUUCGUAGAGGUAAAGACAUGGACAAAGAAAUAUUUUUAAUUUACCUGCCUGCUACAGUUUGAU
Maniola jurtina (meadow brown) is the source of this 3449-nucleotide messenger RNA. RefSeq names its product zinc finger protein 271-like. The coding region runs from base 377 to 2917 and encodes 846 amino acids. Gene Ontology annotation, biological process: regulation of DNA-templated transcription. NCBI's taxonomy places the organism in Eukaryota, Metazoa, Arthropoda, Insecta, Lepidoptera, Nymphalidae. The record is from RefSeq and is a predicted model, not a curated record. The transcript has 4 exons. Gene Ontology annotation, molecular function: DNA-binding transcription factor activity, RNA polymerase II-specific; RNA polymerase II cis-regulatory region sequence-specific DNA binding.